UUGCGCAGUCGUAGAAUUCCAUGACUGUUAAAAGCAAACGGCAGUGGAGCUUGAAUUUAACGUAGUAGCUCACUUAACUGUUAUUCUUUUAUUUUUGAAAUUUCACAUUGCUUAGAGCGGUUCCGGCUUGAAGAUGUCUGUGGCGGGCUUGAAGAAGCAGUUUUACAAAGCCAGCCAGAUGGUUAGUGAGAAGGUUGGCGGAGCUGAGGGGACUAAACUGGAUGAGGACUUCAAGGAGUUAGAGAGAAAAGUAGAUGUGACGAAUAAAGCAGUGGUAGACAUCAUUUCAAAAACCUCAGAAUACCUGCAGCCCAACCCAGCGUCCCGUGCAAAGCUGUCCAUGUUGAACACCAUGUCAAAGAUCCGGGGGCAGGUGAAGAGUCCGGGGUAUCCCCAGGUGGAGGGCCUGCUGGGAGAGUGCAUGGCCAAGUAUGGCCGGGACCUGGGAGAGGACACAAACUUUGGAGGUGCUUUGGUUGAUGCAGGGGAGACUAUGAAGAGAUUAGCAGAAGUGAAAGACUCUCUGGACAUUGAUGUCAAACAGAACUUCAUCGACCCCUUACAGGGACUGUGUGAUAAGGACCUCAGAGAGAUACAGCACCAUCUGAAGAAGCUGGAGGGCCGGCGUCUGGACUACGACUAUAAGAAGAAGAGACAAGGGAAAAUACCGGACGAAGAGGUCAGGCAGGCUCUGGAGAAGUUCCAUGAGUCCAAGGAGGUGGCAGAGAUCAGCAUGUACAACCUGCUGGAAACUGACAUUGAGCAGGUGAGCCAGCUGUCCUCUCUGGUGGAGUCGCAGCUGCAGUAUCACAGACAGGCAGUGCAGAUCCUGGAGGAGCUGACAGACAAACUCAAAGACAGAGUGAGUGAGGCACAGUCACGUCCUCGCCGGGAAUACACACCCAAGCCCAAACCUGUCUUUGACUUUGGAGAAAGCGAUCAAUCAAACGGAGGCUUUACCCCAGCUGUUGCUCCUCCUACACGCUCCUCAGACCCCUAUCUCCAGUUCGGCAGAAUGUCAUCGCGGAAACCCAGAUUGCCUGCAGAACAGCCCUGCUGUAAGGCACUGUACGACUUCGAGCCAGAAAACGAGGGGGAGUUGGGCUUCCACGAAGGCGACAUCAUCACCCUGACCAAUCAGAUAGACGAGAACUGGUACGAAGGGAUGCUGCACGGCCAAUCAGGAUUCUUCCCACUCAACUACGUGGAGGUGGUGGUCCCUCUGCCACACUAAAGUUUUCCAGGGAAGAGAGCAGAGAGAGGGAGAGGGAGGAGGAGAGAGGUAAAGGAAGGAGGGAAUGAGGAGCCGUUUGCAGUGGUCUUGGUCUGUACCCUGGUAUGCGUCUGUUUGAGCACGUGUGCAGAUUUACCUGUACUUUGGCACUGGGUCACCUUGAAUAUUUUUUAAGGAGGAAGUUGGAAGAUGGUGGCUUCUCACAUUCCAGAACCGAUAAGGACAUCGACGUGUGACUGAAUUAAGGACUGACCCAAAUGGACUGACGGAUGGACUGACUGACUGACUCACUGACUGACUGACGGAUGGACAGCCUGACUGACUCUGACUGUAGACAGUGAGACUCAGACAGAUCUGCAAAACAUACUUUAUGUGUUUGUUUGUGUGUAAGUUGGUCUACCUUAAGCAAAACAAAUGUCAGUGUAAUUAACGGGGUGCUCAGUCAAAAUCAGUCAUUUGAUACUGGGGUAAUUAAGCAUUUCAUGCAUUUAACUGCAACCAUCCCAUCUGUACUGUAUGUCAGUUCAAAGCCUGCUGUCUGAACUGACUGUCUUCAGGGCAGUUUCUGGUAAUCUUCUAAAUGUUUCAGACUGGAUUUGUAAUCACAAAUGGAAAUAGGCUCCAGCAUCGCUUGACUUCAAAGGACUGUUAGAAAGACCUCUGGACUCUAGUUCACUGUGGAAAAUGUCCCUGUAUCCAAGGCAAGCGAUUUCUAGAAAACUGCACAUCUAUGGAAACAGUGAUUUGUGACUGACUGACCCCUGCUGGCCGGGCUUUGACAUUGAUUUCCCCCUCUGUAAUAGUGUCUUACAUUUGUGAUAUCUAGUACUUGUAACUCAGCACUGUAAACUGUGUAGUCAGUUUGCGAGUGUUUAGCGUGCCUGAGCCACUGAAAUACACAGGGGCCUUUAUGUUUUGUUUUUGUUUUGUUUUUCUCUUCCAAUUUAUCUUUGCUUGGCCAUCUUCCCAAAAUACCUAAGCUCUUAAUUUGCACCGAGGCCCUCAUGGAAAAAGAAACCGUUAGACGUGACUUAAACAACGCAGAUGUCAAUGAAAAGUGUCUUUAUUUGAAUGGCAAAGAGAAUAUAUGAUGUGAUUGUACGUUGCUAAAACAUAAGAACACUAAAUUCUGUGGAAACACUACACUCCUCAUGUCAUCAGCUUGGUUUGUUAGGGGCAGCUCCCAUCUGGCCGAGUUCUUUUUAUGCACUCUGUAGAGGAAACACAGCCAAAAACGCAAAGAAGCGAAUGCCUUUUUAACCCUUCGAUGCCUGGGUCGUUUUCGUGCACUUUGACCGCCGACAGCGCUGUCAAACCUGUUUAUCUGUUUAGUCAAUAGCCGAUACUGCUGGCAGUGUUCUGCUGUUUCUGUGUGUGGACUGGUCUCUCUCAUUUUUUUUUUUUUUUUUUUUUAAGACCAGUGUUUUCACACGCAUAUGGGCCUCUCUGGUGUCAGGUUAUAUGAAUCUCUGUGCCGAUUAUUGUUCAAAAUCAAGGAAUGGUGCUGUGUCCUCUUACUGAGCGUGCGACUGCUCCUUUUAAAGUCCUGGGCCUGAACUGCAAUUGUAUGCUUUGUAGGUAGUAUUGGAGAUAUUAUUUUAAAGGCUGGCACAGUGGUGGUACUGGAGAGAGAGAAAGGGAGAGAAUCAGAACUGUUGUUUUAAGAGGGCUAAAUGUAUAUGAUUUCCCUUAAAAAAAAAACUCAACUGUCAAAACUGUCAGUUCCUAUCCUUCCCGCGUCCCGCUGCGUUAAACAUUGGACCUCUCUUUCUAAGAUGACUUUACUUUUUGUGUAGUGUGUCUAAAUCUGUAUCAUCUCAUUUAUAUGCACACACACGCACACACCCGCCCACCCACACACACACACACCUCCCUCAGCGAUGAGAUCAGCACAGAUGCCCCAUGUCCCACUUUAUACUUCCUGUCUGCACUGUCCUCCAAAUGGGAAUUCUUGUAUAACAGUCAUUUCUCCGUUUUCCAUGUUUACAUGAUUGAUGUGGGAUGCAGUUUGGGCCUCCGGCCAUGAACUGCUCUCUGUAUUGGCUGUGCAGACGGGGCAGAGUCUCAUGGCAUUAAGGGACUUUAUGAGAGACAGGACAAACACUACGCUGUAGUGCCCUUUUCUGUGCCGAGGAGGGAAAGUCUAGUACACCAAACAAAAUAACACCUCUAGUGAUUUGUUUGUUUGUUUGUUUGUUUGUUUGUUUUUGUUUCUUUUGUACAAAGGGCUCCAUUCAUUUCAAGCUUUGAGAUUUGCUGUGUACAGACGUACGUGCAUGUGUACUCCUGUGCCUUGCAACACUACAGUUUUAAAAAGGGUUUUUUCUGUCUAAUCCAUCAGAGUACCAGAGUAAUUUCAUGAGCAUAAAACCAUUUUGGUACUCUUCUUUAGUAUUAUUGUUAUUUUUCAUAAAUAUAUAUAUAUAUAUACACACAAAACCAUA
Molecule: messenger RNA, 3678 nt
Organism: Chanos chanos (milkfish)
Lineage: Eukaryota; Metazoa; Chordata; Actinopteri; Gonorynchiformes; Chanidae
Gene: sh3gl1b
Product: SH3-domain GRB2-like 1b
Exons: 10
Coding region: 134-1234 (366 amino acids)
Biological process (GO): synaptic vesicle uncoating
Cellular component (GO): presynapse; glutamatergic synapse; cytoplasm
Molecular function (GO): protein binding
Source: RefSeq, a predicted model, not a curated record